This is a messenger RNA of Danio rerio (zebrafish), 2387 nucleotides long. NCBI's taxonomy places the organism in Eukaryota, Metazoa, Chordata, Actinopteri, Cypriniformes, Danionidae. The record is from RefSeq.
UCUUGAGUGCGCGCAUUUAGCAGCGCAGCUAGUGUGCGUUUCAGCACGAAGCGGCACCAUGAGCCUGAAUAAACAUCAGCUGAGCGACUCUUUAUUUAUCUGGCUGCAGUCGUUUCAGGUGCCGUCGUGUGCAAGCAAACAUGAGCUGACCAGUGGAGUGGCCAUCGCACAUGUGCUCAACAAAAUAGAUUCUACAUGGUUUAAUGAGACUUGGCUCAGCAGGAUAAAAGAGGAUGGAGGCACAAACUGGAGGCUGAAGGUCAGCAACCUCAAGAAGAUCCUCCAGAGCAUGAUGGAGUAUUAUCAUGACGUGUUAAGUCAGCAGGUGUCUGAUGAGCAUGUGCCUGAUGUGCGUCUGCUGGAGGAGAGGAACCACGUCUACAUGCAGCGCACCUGCGAACUGGAGGAGGAGCAGCGCAGAGCCACCGCCAUCCGCUCGCAGCUCGACUCCUACAAGAGACAGGCUCAUGAGAUGAGCGCUAAACACUCAGCGGAGGCCAUGAAGGCGGAAAAAUGGCAGUUUGAGUACAAGAACCUCAACGACAAAUACGAGACCCUGCUGAAGGAGCGAGAGAAGCUCAUUUCUGAACGAGACACACUGAGAGAGACGACUGAAGAGCUGAGGUGUGCUCAAGUCCAGCAGCAGUGUUUAACAGACUCCAUGAUUGGCGAUGCAGGAGCGGUUGGCAGUCUGGCAUCAGAAAUCAUGCCCACAGAGUUCAGGGAUACGGUUGUGCGUCUGCAGCAGGAGAAUAAGAUGCUGUGUGUUCAGGAGGAAUCAUACAGACACAGACUGGAGGAGCUCCAGACGCAGCUGGAGGAGGCGCAGCGCAGACAAAACACACUCGAGACUCAAAACAGGUUGAGUCAGCAGCAGAUCUCAGACCUGUCCGCUCAGGUGGAGGAGCUGCAGAGAGCGUUACAGGAGCAGGACAGCAGGAACGAGGACGUCAUCUCGUCACUGUUGAAGAAGAAGCUGGAGGAGCAUCUAGAGAAGCUGCACGAGGCUCAUUCUGACCUGCAGAAGAAGCGAGAGGUCAUUGAUGAUCUGGAGCCCCCUGUGGACAUUAACAUGGCGAAAAAGGUCGAUGAGCUGCAGGAGAUCCUGAAGAAGAAAGAUGAAGACAUGAGGAGAAUGGAGGACCGAUACAAGAGAUACGUGGAGAAAGCUCGCACGGUGAUAAAGACUCUGGAGCCGAAGCAGAAGUUAAACCCGGUUCCUGUUGAAGUUCAGGCUCUGAAGAACCAGCUGUCGGAGAAAGACAGGAAGAUCCAGCAUCUGGAGCAUGAUUUCGAGAAGACCAGAUCCAGACACGACCAGGAGGAGAAGCUCAUCAUCUCUGCCUGGUACAACAUGGGAAUGGCUCUUCAUCAGAGAGUGGCCGGCGAGCGCUCCUCCUCUUCCUCUUCUUCUGCACAGUCUUUUCUGGCGCAGCAGAGACAGUCGACUCAAGCUCGCAGAGGAUUCUCCCGCCUGCAGCCCCGAUGAACAAACCCCUCCGUCCCGUCACUUUUAUUCUUUUACAUCCACUCCUCCUCUACGUUUUUAGCCUAGUUGGUUAAUUUCAAGCGUUAAUCAUGAAUUUAAAGAGACAGUACAUCCCAAAUAAAUGAAUCUUUGAGUCUCUUCUGUUGAACACAAAAGAAGAUAUUUUGAAGAAUGUUGCCAGAAACAAGCAGCUGUUGACUUGUUGGUACUUUUAUCUUCAGCAUUCUUCAAAAUAUCUUCUUUUGUGUUCAACAGAGGACAGAAAUUAAAGCUUUAAUCAUGAGUUUAAAGGGACAGUACACCCAAAAAAUUUUUAAUUCUGUUCCGAAUCUGUGGGUUUCACAACAGAAGGUAUUUUGAAGAAUGUUGGGGAAAAAAGACGUUGACUUUCAUGGUAUUUGUUGUUCCUUCUAUGACUGCUUUCCCCCAUCAUUCUUCAAAAUAUCUUCUUUUGUGUUCGACAGAAGAAACUCUAUUUAUUUAUUUAUUGUAUUUUUUGGGUGAACUGUCUCUUUAAACUCAUGCUCCAAUCCUUCUCUUGAUUUUUAGCUUAAUUACUUUAUUUUAAGUGUUGAUUGUGAAUUUAAAGGGACAGUACACCCAAAAAAAAUAAGUUUCAAAGUCUGAGUUUCUUGUUGAACACACAAGAAGAUAUUUUGAAGAAUGUUGGGGGGAAAAAACAGCUGUUUCAACUUCAAUAGUAUUAGUUGCUACUAUAGCUGCUCCCCCCCCCCCUCAGCAUUCUUCAAAAUAUCUUCUUUUGUGUUAAACACAAGAAACUUAUAGAUUUGAUACUGAAUUUUCAUUUGUAGGUGAACUGUCCUUUUAAAUUCAUCCACAUAUCAACUCCUCUUGAUUUUUAGCCUGAUUAUAUUAUUUUAAGCGUCGAAUAUGAAUU